AUGUCAUUUGAAGACAGACCCCGGCUGAAGGUGGCACUGGGGGUAUAUCUGUAUCAGGCUGUGUUAGUGGAAAGGGCUGCUUCAUUCCAGCUAGUGCUGUGUGUCCAGGCUGCAACUCAGCCCAAAUCAGCAUUUUCCUCUGUGGCCCCCGCAGUCAUCAGCCUGCCUGUCACCCUUGGUCAUCUAAUGCCAAUAACGAUGGACUUUGAGUUGGCUCUCUUCUUGCCUGGCUACUGCAUGACCUGGUGCUCCAUCCCCGUCGGCAACUGGUUGACAGAAUGUACAGAGGGAUUCCUAAAAGAUCUUUCCAAGCAGUCCAGAGGUUCUGAAAACCAUAUGGAAGCAAAGUGUGGAGCAUCACUUUUUAUGGAGCAGCUGGCCACUCUGAAAUUUCGAGAAGUGGGACAAGUCUAUGUUUACCUGCAAAGAAAGGGCUUCUCCUUCUCCUCCAGACCAAACCAGAUCCUGACAGGGACAUGCCUAUGGGUGUUUUGGCAGUGCUAUAGCCCCUUUGGGAGACAUCGAUCAUGA
Molecule: messenger RNA, 531 nt
Organism: Carassius gibelio (silver crucian carp)
Lineage: Eukaryota; Metazoa; Chordata; Actinopteri; Cypriniformes; Cyprinidae
Exons: 4
Coding region: 1-531 (176 amino acids)
Source: RefSeq, a predicted model, not a curated record